CGAUGUGUUUAGUGUGUGGACGAUGUGUAAUGAGCUAGUUUUGAACAUUUUCCAUUUUUUAACUUUUUCCUUUUUUAGUUCGUUUUAUUUGUGCAUUAUGAUUACUACUGCCUUUACGAAGUGUGUGUUUAGAAAAUAAGAUAUGUUAGCUUGUAAAAUAUGGUAGUCGAAUGCAGUUUUAUGAAAGUUGUAAAAAAAUGCAGUCUAACAACAGAUACAGACCUUUCAAAUUGAGUCAAGGAAAUUUUCGUCAAAGUCUGAGCGGUAGUGAAACUGAUGUGUCAACUUCUAAUGAAAAUUUGUCAAAUGAAGAAAAAUAUGUUAUUAGGCAUACACCCAGACAAGAACCACAGGGUCAAGAAAACUUGAAUGACUCUAAACGGAGUUCAUUGAGAGAUAGCUUGCCAUCUAAUCGUAGUUCUUUAGAUGUUUCUUCUUCAUCUUAUAACACGCUGAUCAUUCAUAGUGCUGGAGAUGAACCAUGGACAGGUGUGCAGGAGAUUACAGAAAUUCCAGACGAUUACUUAUCUCAAUCGUCAGUUUUGAAGCACUUAGCCAAAGAAGUAAAAGUUCCGUCCCCCAAUAGUACUGCCAAAGAUAAGAAUAUUGAGAAUCUCUUCAGUUUCGAUCCCGUCAGUUUCGACAUCAACAAUUUUCCUCCACCGCCCGAAUAUCCGAACUGGUCCGAUAAGUCCCCGUUACUUCAAGCUGUCGAUAAUAAGAAUAAGAUAAACGCGGAGAAACUAACUCUUUCGAAAUCUCAACCGGAUCUCUCGAAUGUCGAUUCGAUCAAAUGUGACGCCUCCUUCUUUAGAAGAGGCGUCUCUGCACCCAGACCUCCAACAAGAGGGAGGGAGGAGAACGAAUCUAAAGGAGAAGAGAUCUGGCCUUCUGCUGAAAUGGUGGAAAUUUUAAUCAAGGAAAACAGUGCUUUGAAACAGGAGUUGGAAAAUUGCUAUCAGAGAGUGGAGAGAACGCAGAAGCUUGAACAAGAAAUUCUCAAAGUUCACAAAGGCCACGAGGACUUAGUCCAAUCCUGUGACAGAAGAGAACGGCUUGAACGUGCAGCUAGAGCUCGAUUGCAAUCGGACUGUGCUAGAUAUCAAGAACUGAACAAAGCUCUCCGAGAGCAAGUUGACUUGUUAUCAACGCAGAUGCUUUCGAGAUCUCCCGUUCCAGACUACAGCGUACCCGAAAAUCUGCGAAGGGAACUCGGCAAGAGGGAGGGGCUGAUUAAACAACUCAUUUCUCAAAGUAAACUACAAUUUAUUAGGGAUGCCAAGAUAGCAGCACUAGAGAAAACUAGCCAAGAGACUGAAAAAAUCAUAGCGGAGGCCCGAAAUGAGAAAAUACGACACAUGGACGAGGUUCAUGCAGCUCAAAAAAAGGUUGCCGAUUUGGAGUCCAGAUUGAAAGAUUUGGAAUCUAAACUAGCCGAAAGAGAUGCCAUGAUUAGGGUGUUGCAGAAACACACAUACGACAAAGACGUUUCGAGUAUGCUGGGUCGUUCCCCACAUCACACACCUCAUCCUAGCCUCGGUGGAACGGAUAUUGAUCAUGUUUUGGGAUCGACUGUUUCCAGGGAAGAGUUAGUGAGCAGUGUUUUGACAAAUUCCACAGCUUUUGGUUCCGGAAACUCAUAUACCGGUAGUGACUCAUCUUAUCACGUGCCGUCCUACAGUAAAUAUGAAUCGAAUAAAACCUACGACAGUACGAAACAAAAACUGGAUAAUCAACUGAAAGAAAUAGAUAGCCAACUAGAUUCUCAGCUUCUUAGUAAGCGGGGUCUUUGCUGUUUUCCAGGAUUCGCUAAUCCAGUCACUGCGCAGAGAAAAGGAAAAAUACCCAAGCCACUAUUGGCAGGUGUGACUUCAAACACGGGGACAUUGUUCGAAUCGGGUACCUUUUUAAUUCCUCCCUCUCGCCACGAGUCGGGGGACAUGUUAUUACUUGAAAAGCAGGGCCGCACAUCUCAACAGCAACGGAUGCAAGAAAAUAACGACAACAAUCAUUCUCAACCUGUUUCGAGCAGUCCCGCCAACCACUGCCCCGCACCGAGCUCUCUUCCAAGGCCCCCCAGGUCUUCGAUACGCUCUGGCCUGCCCAGACGCAUGGGCGAUUACAACCGCCUCCCCGACAACGAAAAGAAAUCCGACGGGGGCGAAUCGCUCAGUUCGAAUUCGAGCAGCAGAAGGGCGUCUCCAGCUAGAUCGCUGAUCCCUCCUCCUAGAAAAUUGGGUGAAUACGGUAGGUUGUCAGAAAGCGGAGGCUCAAGCGCUUCGUUGCGCAAACCGUCCGCCAGAGCUAGAAGCGGUUCUGCAGGCGAGAGGGACUCCGGCUCGACUCUGAGCGACAAUUCGGCCAACUCUCUACCUCCUCAUUCAAAGGUUCGGUUAUACGGUAGUAAUUCUUUGCGAAGAGGCUCUUCCUUGGGAAGAGAUAGCAAGUCCUUGAACGACUCGUCGAAUAAAUAUAGGAUACAGUUUUGACACUGGCGAUGAAGAAUUUCACGAAUCAGAAAACGAAGAAUGAAACGAAUUCGGUGAUUGAAGAAGGAACGGGAUAACUUGAUGUUUUCGCAUAACUUUUAAAUGAGUCUCACAUUUUUUAUUGAAGUAAAAUAUUUCGUACUGGAGCAAUUUUUAACCUGAACAUAAAGUUGAUUGUUUCUUCUUCAGUGCAUCUUAACUUAUGCUCAUUUUAGUCAAAAUUGUUUUCUUCAAUAUUGAAUUGUGGUGUAUUACUGUACUAUUAUUUAAUUUAUUUUAAAAACUGACACGGGUUGAUCAGAACUUUACAAUGUUCACUCUUCAGUCGAAUUUGCUUACACCCUAUAUUUAGUUUUCUUUUCAAAGUAUUUCGUAAACUUUUGAUCUUGUAUUUUUCCGAAUAAUUUCAAAAUAAUGAACAUGUUGCUGUGCCAAAAAUGUUUCUAUCAAGAUAUUUCUAUGAAUUUUUGUUGCUAAAUUUCAUAGAACCAUGCUUCUUAUUCGAUACAAGAAGAAACAGCCAUUUAUAUUGACAAUUGAAGUGCCUUGUUAUAUCGGACCCAAGUAAUUUAAUUUUAGGCAAUAUACAAUUUUUUAUACAAUCGAAUAAAGUCUUUUAGCGUUCUCUAGUCUACACUUUGUGUUAUCACUAUGUACAAUUUCAGACAAUAAAAUGUUUUUAUUAAAA
Messenger RNA from Leptinotarsa decemlineata (Colorado potato beetle), 3177 nucleotides. RefSeq names its product angiomotin-like 2b. Gene Ontology annotation, cellular component: plasma membrane; cytoplasmic vesicle; bicellular tight junction. Lineage: Eukaryota; Metazoa; Arthropoda; Insecta; Coleoptera; Chrysomelidae. Gene Ontology annotation, biological process: regulation of cell migration; actin cytoskeleton organization. The record is from RefSeq and is a predicted model, not a curated record.